UCGUGAAUUGGAAUCGUACACGCCGCAAUUCACGUGUUUGGACGGCUUCCGCAUUGACAGCCGGAAACCUCCCUCCAAUGCCGCGAAAUAUUGGACCAGUGCGCGGGCGCCCGCCCACAAUUCGGAGACCUCCCGCCCCGCAUUGCUCGGCAUCUUAAUUCCCCCCACUCCCCGUGUACCGGUUCGCGACCAAAAAAAGAAAACGCCGACGCCGCCCCCUCCGCGGCUUCCUCUGGCGGGCGUCAACAGGCGCUGGGCGGACGGCCACCUCGGGAGGGCGCCACCGCCGCCGCCGUCCCCUUCGCCGCAGGUUAAUUCAGCGUUGGGUUGCUGGUCUAGACGAUUGAAGAACCAUGGCUACAACAAAAGGAAAUAAGAGGGUCUAUCUCACUUGGACUGAUGAGGUAGACGCUGCAUUGCUGGCUGUUCUCGUGGAGCAUCACAACAAUGGUGAUCAUGCCCAAAAUGGUUGGAAGCCACAUGUCUACAAUGCUGCUAUAAGGAAUGUACGUGAGAAGUGUAAUGUGGAGAUCACAAAGGACAAUAUAGCAUCAAGGUGCAAAACUUUUGACAAGCACUAUGAGGUCAUUAGCAAGAUUCUUUCUCAGAGCGGCUUUGGCUGGGAUUGGGUUAAUGAUAAGUUAUUAAUUGAUAGUGAUGAUGUUUGGAAUAAAUAUGUGGAGGCUAACAAGUCAGCAGAUUGCUACAAGAACAAAGUAGUGAAAAAUUGGGAUGCAAUCAGUACCAUUUAUUUAAAAGAUCAUGCCAAUGGUCAAGGUGCUCAGACUGUCAGACAGGUGCUGAGACUGCUCAAGUUCUACCUGAACAAGUUGAUGAUGCAUCACCAGAUUUGCCUCAAAAGAAGCAGCGAACUAUUGAGGCCAUUCUAUCUAUACUAGGAGAUAUGAAGACCUCAUUCAAUGAUUCUUUGAAGUCCACCGAACCACUACCGAUGCCUAGUGUUACUUCUCCUGCUGAGA
Messenger RNA from Panicum virgatum (switchgrass), 980 nucleotides. RefSeq lists its product as uncharacterized. The record is from RefSeq and is a predicted model, not a curated record. Bases 354 to 899 code for a protein of 181 amino acids. Lineage: Eukaryota; Viridiplantae; Streptophyta; Magnoliopsida; Poales; Poaceae. The transcript is spliced from 4 exons.